CGCUUGCACAGGUAUGACCUUGUUGCCUUCCGAUACAUGACUUAGGAUAUCCUGACUCUGACUGCGCUGCAUUUUUUUUGCUCGGCAAGAGGAAUAAAACUUUCUCGUUGCGCUCGUUGGGGAUCUGUUCCUUGCGGUCACUGACACGGUUCUGGUGAACACUUCAACUGAGAACGGGAAUUGAAAAUGAAGCUCGAAGUAUUCUGCGGGGGACAUUACGAAGGGAAACCCCUUGAAGUGUGCAGCGAUGCUGAGGGAAGUGUUCCCUCACCCUUAUCAGGGGAGGAGGAGCUGGGCUCGGAUGGGGAUUGUGUGGCUCACAGUCCGGCACCUGCUAUGUCGUGCGUCGAGGGGAAAGGCAAGCCGUACACCCGAAGACCCAAACCACCAUAUUCUUACAUCGCACUGAUUGCCAUGGCCAUCCGAGAGUCGAGCUCCGGUAGACUCACUUUGGCAGAGAUCAACGACUACCUCAUGAAGAAGUUCCCGUUUUUCAGGGGUAGCUACACUGGAUGGAGGAAUUCCGUUCGUCACAAUCUGUCCCUGAAUGAUUGCUUCUUAAAAGUAUUGCGGGACCCCUCGAGGCCCUGGGGUAAGGACAAUUACUGGAUGUUGAACCCACACAGUGAGUACACAUUUGCAGAUGGAGUGUUCCGACGCAGGAGAAAGCGCAUCAACAAAAAAUCUGGUAAGGAGCAAGAGGGUUUGAACCAAAGCGUUGGCGAAACCCUUAAUUCAACGAUCCCUGCAACCAGCUCAAACACAAAAUUCUCCAGUUCAUUUGCCAUAGACAGUAUCCUCAGUAAACCUUUCAGGAGAGAGGAACAUUGCCCGCAGGAAAUGGAUGAGCAGUCAAUCCCGGCUGGACUGAAAUGGUCCGGACGAGUUCACAUGAUGCCUUACGUCAUGAGGAGUCCACCUGUUGCGCUACCUCCUGCCCCCUCUUUCUUGGUCGACUCUAGCGCAGCACAGGUGCUGCGAGCGUACAGCGGAGUCUACGAGAACGCGGGCGUGAGCGCACAUCAUCACAAAGACUUGCCCCCUGCUUUCCACUUGACAGCAGAGUACUUGCCGAUGUCCCAAGCAGCCCGCGUUGUUCAACUGCCGGCAACGUCGAAAGCGGACCUUUAUCACCCGUUCAAAAUUGACUACUUACUGUCAUAACGUAAAAUACUGCUCUUUAAGAGCGGGAGGUGUUAUCACUGUCAAUGCACUAAACGAGUAGAUUUGUACAAGAAAAUAGUCUACAUUUCAUUAUUUUUUUUAUUUGACGGCAGUUUUGGGCAUAUAGGGCCUAGGCUGAUAUCUUUGUCUGAUAGGCUACGGCACAUCUUUAAUAUAUGUAUUACACGUCAGAUAAGGUUUACGCACAGUAGGCAAUGCUGAUUUGUCAAAAUAGUGCCAUAGACUGUAUAUGAACUAUCUGUUAGGAAUAAUUUAUUUGGACGUGCCUUAGCGAACCACAGGUCAAGUUGGAUCUGCAGCUCCAUGUUGGCUACAAUGUGUAAAAUAUCCUGUUCAUAAUCAUUUAUUAAAGGCUGUUGAUCUAUUUUUGACAUGACGUUACGAAGAUCCUGAUGGGAAAGUGUUGAAAAUGAAAUUUGUUGAUUUUACUCUCGGUCAAGUUUAUUCGUAUAAACUGGAAAAAUAUGUGUACAUAGGCUAUCUAAAUGCAUUUUAUACUGAAACAUGCAUUCUAAACGACAAAUGUCUUAAUGUUAUUAUUAAAAUGAUGGAAUGGUAUCACUGGGUCUCUGUCCUCAUUCA
Engraulis encrasicolus (European anchovy) is the source of this 1767-nucleotide messenger RNA. RefSeq names its product forkhead box Q1a (gene foxq1a). Gene Ontology annotation, biological process: cell differentiation; anatomical structure morphogenesis; regulation of transcription by RNA polymerase II. The transcript has a single exon. NCBI's taxonomy places the organism in Eukaryota, Metazoa, Chordata, Actinopteri, Clupeiformes, Engraulidae. Gene Ontology annotation, molecular function: DNA-binding transcription factor activity, RNA polymerase II-specific; RNA polymerase II cis-regulatory region sequence-specific DNA binding. The record is from RefSeq and is a predicted model, not a curated record. The coding region runs from base 187 to 1164 and encodes 325 amino acids.